UACAAGCGGGCCGAGAAGAUCGGAACAUUUUUAACCGACUGUUUGGUGCUUGCAAUGUUUGGGUAAAGUGCCCUCAAUACGAAUUGAAAAUGUUUAAUGAUAUUGAAAGUGGAUUAUACGAAAUGCUUAUUAUAGUAGACGAUAUUCUGGACGGAACGAUACUUCGCAGAGGACUUCCUUCUGCCCACAUGGUUUAUGGAAUUCCGCUAACUCUGUAUGCUACACUACACAAGAUGGUUCUAAUAAUGAAAAAUGUACUCUGUUAUGCGGAAAACCGGGAGGACAUCGCUCUUGAUGAUUAUAUUACUUUAGGUAUUCGAUUCUUCACUGGACAAGGACUCGAAAUCUACUAUAGAGACAUCCAACAAUGUCCUACUUUUAACGAUUUUAGAGCACUAAUUCGUGCUAAAUGUGCCACUGCUUUCGUAUGGGGAGUCCAAUGGUUAAAACUGUGCGCUAAAAACGAUAAAAUCGAGUUGAAUGUAGAUUUUUGUAACAAAAUAGGUGAAUUUCUUCAGAUAUAUGACGACUACAUAAAUUUGCACAGUCCUAAGUACGCAACCGUUCGGAUUCUCUGAGACGAUCUUGAUGAGGGAAAAUUUAACUUUCUUGUAAUGCAUGUAAUUCACACCCAUCCCAACGACCAUCGCAUUCUUAGUAUCCUUCAUAUAAAAUAGAAGUUUCACUUUAUCAA
This is a messenger RNA of Zophobas morio, 694 nucleotides long. RefSeq names its product geranylgeranyl pyrophosphate synthase-like. Gene Ontology annotation, molecular function: prenyltransferase activity. NCBI's taxonomy places the organism in Eukaryota, Metazoa, Arthropoda, Insecta, Coleoptera, Tenebrionidae. Gene Ontology annotation, biological process: isoprenoid biosynthetic process. The coding region runs from base 90 to 578 and encodes 162 amino acids. The transcript has 5 exons. The record is from RefSeq and is a predicted model, not a curated record.